GUCACUCGGAGACUCCGCCCACCGUUUCUUCCGGCUGCCGGAGACGGAGCGGAGCGGAGGGUUUGCGGGCUGCCCGGCAGGCAGUUGCGCUCAAAUUCCAAAUGAAAAUGUUUGAAAGCAUUGACUCUACAGCUACAAAAUCUGGCCCGGAUCUUUGGGCUGAAAUCUGUUCCUGUUUGCCAAAUCCUGACCAAGACGAUGGUGCCAAAAAUGCCUUCUCAGACUCCUUUAUGGAUUCUUAUCCUGCAAACACAGGCCAGAGAGAGGCCCCGGACUUUGCUACUGAGCCAGCUAUAAAGCCUUGGGCUCCCUUGCAGGAUUCAGAAGUGUAUUUAGCAUCUUUAGAGAAUAAACUGAGAAGAAUCAAAGGUUUAAAUCAGGAAGUGACUUCUAAGGACAUGCUUCGAACCCUGGCCCAAGCCAAGAAGGAAUGCUGGGACCGGUUCCUCCAGGAAAAGUUAGCAUCAGAGUUCUUUGUGGAUGGACUUGAUUCUGAUGAGAGCACCUUGGAACAUUUCAAGAGGUGGCUCCAGCCAGAUAAGGUGGCCAUCAGUACAGAGGAGGUCCAGUAUCUGAUUCCUCCAGAGUCACAGGUGGAGAAGCCAGUGGCUGGGGACGAGCCAGCGGCAGCGGAACAAUAAAUUACAAGUAGACAGACAGACAGACACAGAUAGACAGGUACACACACACACACACACACACACACACACACACACACACACUUGCGUGGAGCAGCUGUCUUGAGUCCAGAGCGAACAGUGGGGAGCUCAAUGGCAGUAUCAGCAAGGAGAAAACUCUGGAGGGGCAAAGCCCAACCUUCCACUCCACAAAGCAAACAGCUGUGGGUACCCGAGGACUUGCUUGGGGCUGGAAUGUGUGUCUGUCUUGGAUGAAGUGACUGACCCAGCGCACGCUAGAUCAAAAUACCGGUUUCCUGUAUGUCUCACAGCUUGCUUGAGCUCUGGUGGUGCAGGUGAGAAGUCUACUGAGAAUCUAGUGAAGGACCCAGAUGUAAAUGUAUGUGGAGCAGCUGAUGCCCUUGUGUAUUAUGUUUAAGUUAAGUGAGCCAUAUUUAUCCUUGCCUCUUCUGGAUUUUCCUACCUGUGUCCCAAGCAUUCCCUGGGUAACUUGACAGGGGUGAGUGGGGCCAAGGAAUGUGAAGUCUGCCUCCUUAAAUCCAAGCCCCAUUUGGGGCUUCUCUAAGUCCAUAAUAAAUAUGAGGACUUUAGCAAAAGA
Myotis lucifugus (little brown bat) is the source of this 1236-nucleotide messenger RNA. It is a transcript of the gene CCDC32, whose product is annotated as coiled-coil domain containing 32. The record is from RefSeq and is a predicted model, not a curated record. The transcript is spliced from 4 exons. The coding region runs from base 102 to 641 and encodes 179 amino acids. Gene Ontology annotation, biological process: cilium organization. NCBI's taxonomy places the organism in Eukaryota, Metazoa, Chordata, Mammalia, Chiroptera, Vespertilionidae.